AAUCGUUCAUUCAGCUCAUUUACUCUCCUCGUUCAACCUCGACGGCGUCAUGACAACCACCGAUUGGGAUUACGGACCCAGGAAGUAGUGUCUUGUAAGGGGUUCAACCUCCUCCAUUCGUCAUGGCCCACUCCAAUUUCGAGGGCCUGGCCUUAUUAUGGGGCGAUAUCGAGAGCCAAAGCCAGAGCGCCUCCCCGGAUUUGUCGGUAUUGGCGGGUCGUUGGCUGGCUUUAGGCGAGUUUUUGAGCCAUGGAUCGAUCGAUAAAGUUCAUCGCCAAUGGCUGAUCGAAAAGGUGUGGAGCGAGUUGGUUCUCAAUUUUUUGCUCAAAAGCGUGUUGAAGAAAGAAGCGACCGAGGUACAUGUGGCGGCUUUGGGUGUCAUGACCGAGUUUUUGCUUGCCCAACCCUUAAGUGGGGAUCAAGCCGAGUUAAGCCAACGCUACGCUUUGUUCUUGGUCAGCUCCGCCCCUUCCUCGCGGUCGCGGGUCAGCGGAUUAGCUUUGUUGAAAGCUCUCAUCCGUGUAUGUUCGGGACCGGAUUGGUCGAAUCGUCUCAAAGUCUCGGCCACUAUUCAAAAGCUCCUGACCAUUUUGAGUCAAGGGCCGAGUAAGACCCCGUCCAAUCUGAUUAAACAUCUCAACAUCACAUUGGGCGCCUUUUGUCGCUCACAUACUGCCGAAUUGUCGCAUUUCCAGGAUUCUCUUCUGCACAAUCUUCUGGAACAAUUGCGCCGUCAAACCGGAAGUACAGUACGUUCACCUGAUUUGACCGUCAUUGAAGGUGCUUUGCUUGGUUUAGAUGAUUACUUGACGGCCUUUGGCUUGUCUUCCUCGGAACAAACGGCCGAGUAUGAACAAUUAUAUGACUGUCUACGACGGGUAUGUCCUAAGGGCGACGACGAGAAAAGAUGGACUGCUCGACGAGCGGGAGUUCAGUUGAUUGGGCAUCAUUGCCAAGUGUUCCAUGCUUAUGUGACCGAAGACAUUGAAUUCUGGUAUGAUGAGCUCUACCGUUGGGCCUUUGCCCGCAAUCGGGAUGAUCACCGGGUGGGUUACCCUGCUAUAUUGAGCCUUUUACAAGUGGUGGGUGACCAUUUGACGCUGGAGCCCAAUUUGCGGUGCAUUAAUUUCUUGCUAGACAAAUUCAAAACAAUCUUGCGGCAAAAGGAUUACUCGCAUGGCAAGGUCACCGCCUUUGCUAUCCAAGGUUACGGACAUUUAGCCCGAGCAUGCCAAAAGAUACUGUCCAAAGAAGAUGUUCGCAAGAUGUUGUUCGAGCUUAUUCGAAGAACGGAAGAGGUGUUUUUUAAUCCCUCUAUGCAACCUGUCGAAGUGGAAGAACGAUACGUUCACCUUCCUAGUUACGUGGAUGCUUUAAGUCAUAUUGUCUUGGUCACCACAGACCCUCCUCCUUCUUGUCAAGUGCUUUUUGAGAAAAUUGUGGUUUACUUAAUCAAACAAUACCCCAAGAUCCCCAAGCCUUUCCAAAAGUUUGCUGAGCAAUCCGUGACUAAGGCUUUUGAGGUGGUUCGUCUGCCAAGCACAGAUGGUGAUGACGAUUUCUUGUCCGAAAUCAUUUUUCGGGGUAUUUUAGAAAGCUGCUCGUAUCCGGUGGUGACUAAACUAGAUGAAACCCUAAUCAACGGAGCACCUCCAACGUCCGUAAGCUCCUUUAAAACAUUGUGGAUCCAUCUAGUGUCUGAAAAGGGUUCCAAAAUCUCUCAGGUCAUAUAUGACCACUUUGUGAAGUGUGCCUUGAAAAUAUUCUUGAAACUUGAUCUUUCAUUUGCCUCGUUGAAAGAUGAUCUUUCCGAAAAAGAUGAUCUGGAAAAUCCCAUGGAACCUGAUCCCCAUAGUGUUGAACCUGCUCCUAAGUCUAUAAAAGAUAUUACUGUUUUGGCUAAUCUUGUCACACUCAUGACAAGCACAUUAAACUCCACCAAUCCAAAGAGGUUCUUGCCUUGGUGUGAGGAAGUCCUGUCACAAGUCAUUGCUCUGUCAUUGAAGAACCCGGAAAUCAGUUCAGUGUACCGAUGUCUAAGCCUUACAAUUUCUUUGGGUAGCCAAAGUGGAUUAUUUCAGAUGUCUUUCUCCGAUCAAUUGAAAGAGUCUCUGACCAAGUUUUGUUGGCAAUUGUGCUCGUUCAUCCCCAAUUACGAAGAUGAGUUACUAGACUCGUGCCUUGAGCUCAUCAUCGCUUUACCUGCAGCCGUGGUAGCUUCUCUUCAAGGAAAACUUCAAUAUCCAUUACGUCUGAUGUUUGGGAUUGCCAAGACCGACCUUGCAUUGAUCGAAAAGGCAAUCCAGUCCUUCGAAAUGUGGCUUAAGGAACUGGGAAAGGAAGAAACGUCUAUGAUGUUCCGGCCUUUGAUUGUGAGUCUCAACAAAUUUCUCGUCGAGAACAGGUUGGAGACCUUCAGUGGCGAUGCGUUGAAUGGUGAAAUCAAAGGCUUUACCACCAAAUCGAAGGCUAAGCAGAAAUUCAAGAAAUUACCAGAUGGUUUGGACAUUGGAUCGGAUACGCAACUCCAAAGACUUCAAAAAAAGAUUCUCCUCUUCAUGGGCAAAUUGAAUUCAGAGACACUGCAAUGUCUUCUUCCUGAUAAACUAGAAGUCGGCUCAAAAGUUGUCCGUUGGAACGAAGGCCAAGUCUUGCCCUUUUCAAUUCCAUUUCCCGAUCAACGGGUGGACAUAUUCCUUGAUGAUUUUUUCCCCCGAGUCCUGAAUUUGGCUUUGGAUGCAAGCUCAAGGAAAACUCGGGUUGCUGCGAGUGAAUCGCUUCAUACUUUGUCUGUUUUUGUGAUUGGCAAAAAUGCUACUUCCACUACAGAUCUAAAGAAAUCUAGACCUCUCAUGCCCAUUUUUGAGAAGUUGUUCCCGGUGUUUGUUGUCUUAUCCUGCGAUCGAGACGUUGUUAUCAAGGACUUGUUCAAGCCCCUCCUGUUACAAUGCAUUCAUUGGUUCACCAGGAAUUCAAAGGAAGAACAACCAGAAACCAUCUUGGUUUUAGAUGCCAUCAUGUACGGGUUGACUUGCGAAGGAAACGCGUUGGUCCGUAAAGAAUCGGCGAAAUACCUCAAUGAGUUCCUUAAAUGGUCCAUCAAACAAACUCCCAAACAAGAAAUGCUCAAGAAAAUUCACAACCCUAAAGCCCUUUUCCUCAGGCUUUACUCAUUUUGGCUACACCCAAAUCCCAUGAAAAGACAAGGUGCGUCCUUGGCUUUCAACCACCUGUACCGAACAUUUCGGGAGGAAAGUGUUUUAGCUCAAGAAUUUACCUUUGAAAUUGUCGUUCACGUUAUAAAAAGUUUGAUGCAAACCCGCGAAGACCUUUCGUCAUUGAGUGGGUCGACGACGGUUUUGGAAGUGGCAAGUUUGUCUUUGAAGCAUUUAGCCAGAAUCAUCAAAGAAAAACAUCGACAAUGGUCUACUGUUGGAUCAAGUUGUCGAAACGUUCCCAAAGAUUUGAAAAGCUCCAAUCUGGAAGCCUUAUUGGGCUGGCUAGCCUCCAUCGCUUUCCAUAUUAAUGAAGAUGCUCGACACAAAGCUAUUGAACUUAUUGAAACUUUGGCGGAGGGAAAGCUUCAAAAGUUGAAAUGCCUUCAGCAGGCUUUUGGACAAAAGAAUAUCGAAGAAGCUGUGGCACAACAUUUGGAUCAGGAAUUUGAAUUGAACGAUCUCUUGGAAAUGGAUAUGCGACAACUCAAACUUUGGCUGAGCCAGGCAGUGAGAUCUGUGGAAUGUUACUCAUGGCUAGUUCAUGUCAGUUUGAUUGACGAAUCGGCUGUUUUCUUGUCCAAGUCUCUUGAGCAGAGCAUCCAAAUGGCCCUCAAAGGAUUCGUCUAUUUGUUCAAGUUGAAGGCCAAGUUCCAUCUCACUGAUUACCAUGCGCUUGAAAAACGUCUCGGCGGUUUGGUGCUCCAAAUAUUUGCGUUUAUCCGCAAUUUUUCCAAGAAAAGUCAUAUCCAAACCCUUUGGACCAAUCAAAUGUGGCCCGCCAUUCUCAGAGCUACAUUGACGCCCUCUGAAAUGGGAUUUGAUGUGAAUAAAAAGAGCUUGUGCGAAUUGGAACAAACCUUGGAACGAUUGCUGCUCUUUGCCAAACGGCAAGGACUGCUCUUCUCAGGGGUGUUCUCGGAUAUUCCUGUUGAGCUCCUUCCUGAAAAUGUGAUCAAGACCUCUACCAAGGAAGCCCUUGAUUCAACGUGCAAACAUGCCUUAGCCGGCUAUCAACUCUUAGCUCAUACUGGUCAUGUGACAUUUUGGAGAGGGAAAUUGCCACCUUUGAUCCGUAGUUGCCUUGAAACGGAAGAGACGGCCCCUAAUGUUCAAGUCCUUGAUUUUUAUUUGGGCCUUGCCGUUUCAAAUGAGGUCGAGCUCAAUUCAUGUCUAGAGGCUCUUGAACCCCAAUUGAAAAAGCAUGGCGUGACAAGAGUUUGGAUCCGACAUGUCAACAAGAAGAUCAUGAGCCAAGCCUUCAAAAGAGUUGUGGAGGGGUAUAAUGGGGAUCAGUGCUUCCUUCUGACUUUGGUUUUAAAGCUUUGUCAAGAGAUGAACCGCCGAAUGUCGGUUGAUCCCAAAGAACCCAACCUAGGUGUUGUGCAGUGUGUUUUUGACCAUUGGUCGGUUUUAUCUGCUCAAUCCCAAUCCUCACAAAACCAAGAUGUAUUGCUCUCUUUAGUAUUCAUUUUCCGUCGACUCAUGUCUAUGAACGAGACAGAUUUGGGCAGGUCAUCCGCGUUCCAGAUUUUUGUCGCCAAGAACUUUUCUUCCAAAGUGCUUGACCUGAAAUCUAAAGCCCUUCUCUUGGAUUUCCUCUUCAUUUUCAUCGAUCAUGCCGAUUUCGAUCUGAGUCAAGCCUUGGACGAUUUUGCCAAUUCCAGUUUCCCCCUGUCCUCUCGCGAAUAUGAUAUCAAUUCUUUCGAGGGCCAGACAUACUUGGAGUGUAUCCAAAAGUUAGCCUCGAUUUUCAUCUCAACGGGAUCAACAAAAGUGCUCACUUUCUUGAUUGGCAUUGUGGUCCGUGAAGAAAGUCAUCGAGGAGCCAAUGAUAUUGAAAAUCAGAUCGCACUUAACCUGCAUCAAUUGGAGAGUAGAAAGCAAGAGAGCCUUCUUUUGGCGACCUUUGCUUACCUUCAAGAGGAUCAAAAGUACCCAUGUGCAGUGAGGCUUCGAGUUCUUGAGACAUUUUUGAUCCCCUUACUUUUAGGCAGUCGAGAUUUGGCGCUCGUUAAUUUCUGCGUUAAACGGAUACAAGAUUUCUUGGGGACUUUUUUCUUGCCCAUGUCUGGAACAGAGGAAAGAAGAAUCGACACAUUAGUUACAAAAAUCACCGUUUUCAAGAUCCUAGGAGCUGUUUAUGGGAAACUGUCCAUAGAAAAAGUGCAUUCAAGUUCUUCGGAAAUAGCUAAAGUAGCUUUGCCGUUUUUACAGAGCAGAAAACAGGUGAAAGAGGGUGCCACCAUGACCGGAAAGGAAAUGUCCAUCUUUCUGGUACGAAUGCUUCAGAGUGUCAAAUCCGAGGUUAUGGAUGGAUCUGAGGAACUGAAAGAGUAUUUCCGAAUCUAUCAUUGCAGUGCCUACAAUGCCAUGAUGUCUGUGAUCUCAUGCGUUCAAACUGAAGAGAAAUUCUUCAAAAACUACGUUUUCAAAGAAGCAGUGAGCAAAAGCGAGUUGAUUUGGAGUCGCAUUGUCGACCCGAAUAAGGUGUACCAUUUUCCGAUCGAAACCGACACCUUGCAACCCAUGAAAGCCAAACUUGUGGCCAUUCGAAAGAUCAAACGAUUGUCUGGUGCUGAGGAUCGGUCGCAAAAGUUCUUUGGCACAUCCUUGGAUAGCCAUUACUUGUCCGAUUCGUCCAUGAGUCAAGCUAUCACCAGUUACGAUUUUACUCAAAGCUCUGUGACUUUGAAUGCCCAAAACAAGCCCAAAACAAGCGCUCAAAACACUUCUAUGAGUCAAGAGGAGAAAUCCAAUUAUGUGACCCUCGAGAGCGAUGACAUGAAUGCCCAUGAGUGUAUGGCUCCUCUUGUGGGAACAAUCACUUACUUACUCGACAUUAAAACAAUCCCAGCGGAGAGAAGUGAUCUACCAGAGUGGCUGGAAUGCGUUAUCGAAGCCGCCAGUGACACCUCCCAAUCCAAGAACGCUAGAAUAUUCCUAUUGAAGCUUCUGUGGAAUUGCCGGGACAACUUGGAACCAUACCGAAAGACCCUAGGCCGGGUUUUGCUUCCUAGUUUGGCCAAGGAGACUAUUUGGAACAAUGACGAGAAGUUGAAUUCGGUUUGGCUGGAUUUGAUGAGCUUGGUGGCCCUUUGGGCUCCGGAAUUGGCCCCUAAGGAAAGUGAAAUGAACUUGAAAGCGUGUGCAGUCGUGUUAGUGGAUGUUUUGGCGAAAUUUGCUGUUGAAAACGAGAACCGAGAGGUGGUUAAACAUCUGCUGGAACUCAUGAAAACAUUGAUACAAAGUUGGCAUCACAUUUUGAGAGCUUGUUCAGAUGAGUUGUUCACUCAAUUUCAAAACCAUCCCAAGAAACGUGCUGUUGUGGUACAAAUCAUUGGGAUAUUCUUGAGCCAUGGAUUGAAUCCCAUUCAUAAUGACGCUUUGAUAGACUUCUCCAAAUUCUGGUCCACCGUUUUGUCCCAAUUGGAACAAGCGGGAAGGCCUCAGUUUGUACAGAUGUCACAAACUGUUGGACUUGGUCUGAAGUUUUACCGCGAGAGUGAGAAUGGAUCCCGGUUUUUUGCACUCGUUGAAGAUCGCUUAAAUUCGAUCUCUGCUGGAGGUUCCCAAGCUAAUGCGAGCAAAUUCCUAGUCUGUCUCUAUCAUUGUCAGACUUGGGUGCCAGAAAUCUGUCACAACUAUUAUCGGAAGUACAUUUAUUCUCUGUCCAAAAAGUUCGGCGAAGAGCUCAUUUAUGGAUUGGAGAUCGUUGCUGCUUGUGCCCCAGAUUUUGGGAAAUCGCCCAAAGACAUUCCGAAAGAGCUUAAUCUCAUCGGAAUAAAAAGUUUCUUGCAUCAUUUCGAUGGUCAAGUUCAGGGUCGAGCUCUCAAGAUCCUCACCAAGUUGUUGCCAUUUAUGGAGCCCGAACUAAUUCUUGAGUAUGUGGAGUUGUGCCAAAACUUUUCCAAUCAUGCACUAGAUGCGGUCCGGAAGUUGAGAUUAGACCUGGCUCAAGAAAGCUUUCUGCUAGCCAAAGUCAAUCCAGAGAAUGAUUUAUCUUGGACCAAAGUCCAUAAACUGGCCAUCCAAAUGAUUACCGAGGCUCUUAGCGAUUGGCAAGGAACGAUCGUGACCCAGGCAAUUGAAUUCUUGGACCUCAAGUCGGAUCUUUCCCCCGUCACUUGUGUCCGUUUGGCAACUCUCUUCCAGGAUUUCGUGACGGAAUCUAGUCAGCAAAACUUCCUCCCCAAUGCCACCAACCUCGUGUUCCUACUCUGUCAUCGAUCACCCGAGAUGGAUCGGAAGCUAUUUUCAGAUCCUCUGAGCGACCAAGUCCAUUUCCAAGAGCAAAUCAUUAACACAUCGUGGAGGUAUCAGACGCAGGAGAGCAAAAUCCCGAGAUUUGUGGAGACUCUCUCUCAAAGCCAAACGGCGGAAGGCUAUUACAUUCGAGCCACACAACAGACCAUGGAGUUCGAACAAACCCAGUUGGCUAAUUAUUCCCAAUCCAUUCCAUCUGAGCUGUCUGAAAAUGAAGGGAUACCAAAUUCCACGCGAGGACCGUCCAAUCGAUCAUCUAUUUCAAGCCUGCGUCCCAAGAGGUUCCAGACUUCUUCGCAAAACAACGAGUCGGAGUAUGAGCGGGCAAAAUCUCGCUUUGCUAGAAUCCAUUUCCGAUCGCAAGAAAAGGAAGUCAAAGACAAAAUGGAUGCUCGAGGUCAACGAUCCGCAGGUGUCACUCUCGUUCGCAAAUAUCGGACGGGAGAGCUCCCUGAUAUUCAAAUUUCGGCCGGAGACAUCAUCAAAGCCAUCAAUAAUUUAGCUAAACGAGAUGAGCAGAUGUCCAGAUAUAUUCUCUGUUCUGUGAUCAAGGCCAUUGUGGUAGCAGGAGCUCCAGACACUUUCACCCAUUCCUUAAAGAGUGCUCUAGUGGACAUUUUGAGUCACAUCCAAUUGGAAGAUCGAUUUCUCACUUCUGCCAUUCUGGAACUGGUGUCUACCUUGAACCCAAGUGAGAUUCCCAUUGCACAAGUAAGCCUCAUUGCCAGGUCACUUCAUCUCGAAAGCUUGGGUAUCCUCACUCUAGAAAACCAGUUGAACUUGCGCGAUCAUCACCCGCCAGCUAGGAAGAAGAAUCGCCAAAUGGAAGUCGCAUUUUCACAGGAUGACCUGAAUAUUUACGUCAAACUCAUGGAACUCUAUCGAAGUCUUGCCCAGGAGGAUUCUGUGCGGGGCAUUGGAGCCCAGUUCUUUUCUGAACAGAAACUUUUCUCUCAGGCAUUGGAUCACGAAUCCUUGCUUCAUUACGAACCUGCCUCUCAGAUCUAUGAUCAGUUGACGAAAGCCGAUCAAGAUUCGGAGGCAAUGAAGCAAGUCUAUCAAGAGUUCUACUUAGAAUCCCUGGAAAAGAUGUCGAAAUGGGAUGUGUUGGAGCAAGAGACAUUAAUGAUUGUUGAUGGCGAGCCCAAUCGUCUCUUAGAUUCAGAAUGGACUCAGUUGCGAGUUUUGCCCAAGUUUAUUGAAGCGAGUUUGUUUCAAAUCUCCGAAGCGAAAUCCAAACCUGAAUCUCUUUUCAAACUGAUGGAUAACAAAGCAAGUGCCAAAAAUCUUCGCGAACAAUUCGGCCUAGAUUUUGCAAUAGCUUAUUUGAUGAAGAAUCAGUUUGUUGAUGCGGAGAUGGUCGUGAAGCAAACUUUGGACAAGUAUCUCCAAGAAUGGGCCAAUAUGGACGGCUUCAGCGUCCCCCAGAUGAUUUUAAAUCUCCAUCGACUGAGAAAGCUCUCUCAAAUUGAGGAAUUGCUCCAUUCCAAAGCAAACCAGUCUACCUUCAAACCUCAUCAUCUGUCUGAUUUCGAUUCACUUCAACAUUUAGACAUUUUAAUCCGGGACAAGCGGGUGGCUAUGGGCGCCUUGCAUGUAAACGACAACUUGAACAAUAUUUUGGCCAAAGACUAUGAACAUGGGUGUCAAGAGGCUCUUGCACGCCAAAGCUGGAUCGAAGCUGUCCGAUUUUUGGCCCUUUGGCAAGGAAUCGACACCGACAAACUUGCUCAAUCCAGGAUUCAGGCCAUGAUUGGCAAAGUGACCGUGGCCAAAUGUCUGGGGGCCUCCUACAAGACUCUGGGCGAUCGAAUCAACGCUCUCUACCGAACUGGUCUAAUGGGAUUGGAAAAGUGGACCACCCAGCUCGAACGGGACGAGUAUGUGAUAGCCCGGACGGACAUGCUCAGGUCGUUGGAUCAACUCCUUUCGGAACUCCCUGCCAAGACGACACUGGACGAGGUUCAUGGUUUGCUAACGAAACAAGACAAAAUCGAUCAUUUCAAACAUCUUGUUAAGAACCCCAAGAACUUGCAAGAUUUUCGCCAACGACUCAUGAUGAGCAAUAUUGAAUCAUUUGAUUCUGUCACCGGGGAUAAUGUUAAUCGAAAUAUGGCCUUGGCCAGUAUGUGUCAUAAUCUUGUUAGCAGCUUUGGAGCCAGUGGACUCGGAACUGCGUUGACGUCCAUUCUCUUCCAAAGCCAUUUGAAGGCCAUGAGAAACGGGUCGGUCAAAGCAGCUCGACUGUUCCCUAAUCUUUUAGAGUAUCUGGAGAAAACCAUGAAAACUGAUUCAAAGGCGGGACAAGUGUUCCAUGACGAAGCCUAGCAAGUCCCCUCCUGGUGUUUUCUUAUGUGGUCGAACCAGUUGGUGUCAUUUCUGGGAACUACCAUUUCUGCCUUUGUCGAGCCCAUUAUUCUCAGGAUUGCUCGACAUUACCCACAAGCUGUUCAACAUGCCUUCCAAAUGUUCCAGAACAAUAGGAGAUUCGCUAAGAUUGAUUCGUUGUUAUAUCCCGGGCCAGUUCAAGCCCAAAUUCUGGAAGGUCUUUCCCAUUUAUGCAUUCCAUAUUUACCUCUCUUGGAUUCAAUUUCGUCCUCGAAAAACCAAAGCCCAAGUGGAAAGCCGGCCAUCGUGAAUGAGGUGAAAAGCUUUUUGACACGAAUCAAGACUGAUAAGGUCAUGUAUGGCCGCUUGUACCAGAAAAUGCAGAACGAAUCGCAAGAUGUGCUAAAAGAUUUAGAGAAAGCCACCCAACCCAGAGCGGUAGCCGAAAAGGUCCGUGAGAAAAUGCGGCGUCUUCCAUCUUCCAAACUCCUGGAAGAUUACGUCCCAUUCCUUCAAUCCUAUCACAUGUGCGACCAUGUGGAGCAAGUGGAGCUCCCGGGACAAUAUCAGAAAUUCCAAAAACCCAAUCUCGAAGACAUCGUGAGAAUAUGCUAUUUUGAGAAAACAGUGCAACCCUUCUCAUCUCUGAGAAAGCCCAUCAAAUUCACAAUUGUCGGGGACAAUGGGAAAAAAUACGACUUCAUCGCCAAAUGUGGUGAAGAUUUGCGACAGGACGAAAGGAUUGAACAACUCUUCAAAUUGUGCAACGACAUCUUCCAAAGUAGCCAACUUCAUAUCCGAACUUAUAGCGUACUUCCUUUGUCUACAAGUUGUGGUCUGAUCGAGUGUGUGCCCAAUAUUUCACCUUACAAAGCACUGGCUCAAAAGAAUAAUCCACUUGGAAUUGGAUGCGCCAAACCGGAGGAUUUCAAGAAGGUGAUCAAGAUGUCGGCAAAGGCCAGAAGAGAUGCAUUUUUGACGGGGACCCAAGCUUUGGAUCAUACCAUAUUUUCUAAUAGUCUCCAAGAUCUGAGUAUUUCCCCCGAGGGAUUCUUCUUCAUGCGUGAUAAUUUCAUUCGCACUCAUGCCACGCACUCGGUCAUUGGAUGGUUACUCAGUAUUGGUGAUCGUCAUGCGGACAAUUUGUUGAUCUCAAGAAUAACCGGCGAGAGUAUACCCAUUGAUUUUGGCUACGCCUUUGGUGUGACCGCUCAUUUGCCCAUUAUUGAGCUGGUCCCGUUCCGAUUGACGCCCCAAAUGCAAGAAUUGAUAAAGCCAUUCGAGCGCCAAGGCCCAAUUCGCGAAGUGAUGAUUCGGGCCCUUCAAUUAGUCAAGGACAAUUCUGAGGCCUUCAUCUCGGCUUUACGAGUAUUCUCUCGUGAACCCACUCUCGAUUGGGUCGAAAGUGCAGCGCGCGAGGCCCAAUUUUCAAGUGGGUCAUCGAGUGGAAAAGACGACUCGAUUCAGUUUUAUCCAGAGAGAAAAGUCGAGAUUGUGGAACGUAAAUUGGCCGGUGAUCAUCCGAGCCUAGUGGCCACUGACGAAGUUAGCCACGGUCGUUAUCGUGACAAAGCGCAAAUUGAGUGUAUGAGAAAUGUGCUUUUAGGCGAAGCAGAUUCUAAAAGAAAUAGUCUCGCCUCAUCUCGUGUACUUAGCACGGAAGAACAAGUGGAUUGUCUCCUGGAAGCGGCCACCGAUCCCAGUAUUCUAAGGUGUGCUUUUGUUGGUUGGGCGCCGUACAUUUGAACGUAACAUCUGGAUUCAAACUCGACAAAGUGCCUUUAAAAAGUGAAAACUUGUAUCUCUUACUUACACCUCACGUUUUUAUUUUUAGAUCUCAUAUUACGACCAAAUUCAAAAAUGUUCAUGCAAAAUAAAGAUAAUAAUGAUAA
Tigriopus californicus is the source of this 11701-nucleotide messenger RNA. RefSeq names its product DNA-dependent protein kinase catalytic subunit-like. Gene Ontology annotation, cellular component: nucleus. The record is from RefSeq and is a predicted model, not a curated record. Gene Ontology annotation, biological process: telomere maintenance; double-strand break repair via nonhomologous end joining. Gene Ontology annotation, molecular function: protein binding; protein serine/threonine kinase activity. NCBI's taxonomy places the organism in Eukaryota, Metazoa, Arthropoda, Copepoda, Harpacticoida, Harpacticidae. The transcript has a single exon.